AUGGCGGCGGCAACACUCCCCGCUUCUCCUCCAACACCAAUCGGGGCUAAGGACAAUGACUACUCAGAAAAUGCUAACACCAUUGCAAAAUGGGUUUUGAGCCAUCCUGAGGGAGAGCGCCUUCAAGUCGCUCAACAAACCUACCAAACCCUCCUCACUUCCGCAACCCAGUCUCGCCAAUUUCACGGCAACGGCCAUGCCUGCGUCAAACUCUGCAGCUUCGUCCAACUUUGUGGCAAGUCCUCCGACCAAACUGUCCGCCGCUGGGCCUUUAGCGAGGCUGUUGCCAUCGAGCUUUUCGCGUUCUACCUCGAGUGGUACGAGGCUGAUGCCCAUCGCGCGCUGAAGCAGACUCUUGAUGUCCUGGCGGACUGCAUCAAGGGAAAUCCUGACCCCGAGACAGGACGAAAGAUCAAGGAGCAUGUGCUUUGUACACUGGUCGCAAUUGUGGCAAAGAAGUCGGCGAGGAUGUUGACCAAGUCAGGAUUGCAGUGUUUGGAUCAGUUCUUGAAUAAGAAGGUUGUUGGGUUGAAAGAAGUGUAUGAGAAGUUCAGGGAGGUCGAUCCGGCUGUGGAGGGACUGUCAAGCCUGGAAGUGUGGAGGGCGUGGGCGUUCCAUCUAUUUUCGUGGAUGGAGCUCACAUAUGUAUGCCCCCUAGCAGGCAAGUGCCUUGUGCAUGUGUUCAAGGAGCUUUACAAGGCUUCCAAGGAUGCUGAUGCUCCAGCCGAGCUGAAGGGCUUUACUUUGGAGGUAUGGCAGGAGUGGUUGCGUGAUGCGAUGGUACAACGGCCGGAGGUGCUCGAAGAUAUCAAGGUGUAUGUGCUGACGCCCAUCUUCAAAUCUGGCCAUGAGGAGUCAUUGAAACUCCUUGAGGUAUUUAACACCAACUCAACCCUGAGCUCCAUUGACCAGGAGGUGUCAGACCAGGGUCUCCUCCUCCAGCUGGCAGCCCUCGAAGUGGGUAAGAAACACGGGCUCGUUGAGGAACCAAGCGACGCCCUCUUCCCCUCCGAACCACCCUCAAAAACCUUCCUCCUUCCAGCUUCGACUCUCAACGCCCUCCUCUCACACCCCUCCAUCCCAGUCCGUUCUUCUGCCUUCGCCCUGCUGGUUUCCUCCCAAGCAACCACCAAACCUUUCUCCCCGGCAGCCAUCUCUCUCCUCCGAAAACAUCUCGCCCCCUUCCACGCCGACUACGACGCCAAGGUCCGCAAUGAAGUCCUUGGUCUCACAAAAAACCUAGUCAAGCGGCUGAAGAAUAUCAUCACUGUUGCUCAGAGGAGCCUUGCCUCUCCGCGGCUGACGGGGACUACCAUGGCAAAGAAGUUUGGUCCCGAGGUAGCACUGAAAGACUCACGUGAUGCGAAGGAGGUGCUGGAUAGGCACGAGGAGUUUUUGCGCUGGUAUUUGGAAUUCCUGAAAGGGGAGUUACUGCCUACGGCGUCGUAUCAGAGGCAUAUCACUGGAGUCAGGGCGACAUUGUUGCUGCUGCGUGUGGGGAAACAUGCUGGAGCAACGGAUGACACGAUUGAUCCGGAUAUUGCGAAGGCCAUUUGUGAGGAUCAGACGUGGAUUCGCGUGUUAAUGGAUUUGUUUUGGGAUCCAUUUGAUGAUGUUCGAGAGGGAACGGCCGCAAUCUUGGGGCUGUUGUCGCCCGGUGAAUAUGGUGUUGCCAAGGGGCUGGAUAUGCGUGGCUUGCUACGUGAGGUGGUUAGUCGGGCGAGGGAGCUGGCUGAUCGGACUGGGCGCGCUGAUCACGGCGAUGGUGCUGCCAGAUCCCAGGGGCUCUUGUGCAGCUGGCUGGGGACCAAAGAAGAAAGAAUUGCCCAGUUAAAGGGCAUGCUCGACAUAAUUGAGCAAAAGGUCGACAAAGCUGAAAACGAUCUCGGACAUGCUGCCAUCGAAAGCCCAGUCCACGCCGACUUUGCUGCAGUCAGCUACGUCUGGCAAGUCCUCUCGAAGGAAACUUACAACGACGCCCAGCUCGAAACUCUCCGCCAGCAACAGCUCCGUAUCCUCAGCUACGCUCAGCGCAUCUGGCGUACGGUCAAGCACGUCCUGUGCGAUGACUCGCCUGAGGGCCAUCUACCCGAAGAGAUGGAAGACAUCGAGGGGCUAGAUACAAAGGACUUGUUGAGCUUCAGCUUCCGUGCUGUGCAUGAGUCCAGUAACCUUCUUCGUCUUCUGAUUGGCACUUUGAGACUCCCUAACAAGCCCGGCGUGCCUUUCCCGCCAUUAGAAGUAUUCCGCGAGACCGGCUUCCUGGCGUUUGAGCAGCUGGCCAGCCUGAGGCAUCGCGGUGCCUUCUCGACGGUGUCAUACACCUUCACUACGUGUUGCCAGCUGACGCAGAAUCUGAAGAGUGUUUUCCCCAAGUCGGAUGAUCUGCUCUGGCAGUGGUACCAGGGCGCUCUAACCUGUAUCAAGACCCAAGCCUCGACUACCCGCCGGUCGGCCGGUAUCCCCUCCCUUAUUGGCGGUAUCUUGGCAGCAAACUCUUCGUCACCUUCUUUUGACGAGGUGUUUAGCACGCUGGAGGACAUUGCCCGCAAGCCUGUGCGCAUAGUCGAGACCGACGGGUCCAACUUGCCACAGGUGCACGCGCUGAACUCGUUGCGCGAUAUCUUCAGAUCGUCGCUGCUCAGCAAGCGGGCUGAGGCGUAUCUGGCCAGGACAUUACAUUUAGCGGCGACGAGUUUGAAGUCUGAGGUUUGGGCCAUCCGCAAUUGUGGCCUACUUCUUCUUCGCAGUUUGAUCGACUGUCUGCUGGGCACCGGCGAAAGCAAGGCCACCAUUGAGUCUGGCUGGGAUGGCACUUCUGUCCGCAUCUCUUACACCAAGUACCAGACCCUUCCGGGCGUCAUGCUCAACCUUCUUCGCUCGGCCGAUACCAGCCUGGAUUCUCAGUCCUCAUCGUCCUCCGGUGCAGCUGAGGCCGUCUUCCCCGUUCUAGACAUCAUCCGUCGUGCCGGGCCCCCAGAAGAUCUUCACGAUGAAUUGAAGCGCUGUGUGGAAGGGUAUCUUGGCAGCAAGCUGUGGCAUGUUCGUGAGAUUGCGGCAAGGACGCUAUGUUCAUUUAUGCUACAGGGUGACUGGGUUGGGGAGAUUGAGCGGUUGUUUGGAGAGGCGAAGAGUAACACGAAUCGGUUGCAUGGAAUACUCCUCACCGCAAGGUUUGUUAUUGAGAGAAAAAAGGAUGUGGGCGUGGAGUUGAAGAAUGACUCGAAUUCCAUAACCCGCUUCUUAACCCUCCUCAACACCUACGCCCCCUUGUUCCCCCCUUCGCCUGACUUGUACUCCGCCCAUCUCGAAAUCCUCAAUCUUCUCGCACGUCUAGGCUUCCUGUACCUCGCUCCUCCGUCCAAAUUCCGCUCAUCCUCAGCCGGGGAGUCAGCCCUCCUUCAGACCCAAGCAGCCCUGCACGCCCUCCACACAUCCGCCUCUUCCAACGACCUGUCUUUCCUCCGCAAGAUGCUGCUGGAAACUCUUCUCCCUGGUAAUGUUAAUACCGCUGCACGGGUUCUUGACGCCAUCCCUGAGGUCUGGCCUACCGACAAAGAAGGUGUAAGAGCAGCGCUAUGCGAGCUGCACCUCGACAUCUGUGAGCUCUGUCCCCAGGCGCCCGAGAUCCGAGCUCUGGCUGUGAAGAAUCUGGCCCAGAUCAUGGGUAAGAUGGUUCAGAAGGACGAGUUGGCAGCUGUGCCAAGCACAGAGAAGCUGGAUCGUCUUUGGAAAAGGUUGGCUGCAGAGGAGCUGAACCCUGCACUGUGGGGAGCGUUCGUUGAAGCCAGUGGCACAAUUAUGGCCAUUGUGCUGCUGAAGGGGGAGAUUGGACAAGAUGACUUCGGCAGAAGGGUGAGAUCAUGGGGAGACAUGCUCGGAGGAGAAUUGGAUAUGCGCGAUCCGCCCCCCUUCGACACGCGCUUCGCGGUUUCCCAGGCUCUGCGCUCUUUCUUUACGCUUACUUCAUCCACAUUUGCCCAGAGCGUUCCUCCCAAAUCUUAUCUGCCACUCUUCUCAACGCUUUACACAGCCCUCAUCGACGACGAUGAUGACGUCCGCUGCGAAGCAGCUGCCGCCACCUCAGCAUUACUUAACAUCCCUACCGGCAUGAGCGCUCCCGUCGCAGCUGAUGCUCUUACUGCUUGGCUGGCCUGCAAAUACUCUGACUCUAGGCCCAUUGCCACCGAGGAGGAUGACAGUCUCCUAAGAAGGGCCAUCUACCGCCUAACCGGCGCACAAAACACUCCGGCUGACUGGGUGAUGGUCCCAGCUGGCGAACAGCUGCGUGCAGCACUCAACUUCGACGACUCCCUUUUUGCGGCCGAAGAGCAGAACCUGUUUGUUGACGAGGUUCGCGAGGCUAGGCGCUGGUGUGCAGUCUUGUCACAGCUCUUUGGUAGCACGGCGGGGGCCAUGACCAGGAUAGGCCACGGCUAUGUAAGCUGGCUCAUUGCAGGUCUGGAAUCGCUCCUCGAUACAAUAUGCUCCUAUGAGAAUGGGGGUGAUGGGCCAAUGGGGUGGACGGCAGAUCAGCAUGUGUUUGCGGUGUGUGCUAGGGUUGUAUUGGGGGCUGUUACGGUCGUAAAGGUGUAUGAUGGGUUUGAAGGUGGUGAUGAGAAGGAAACAGAGGACGUAAGGAAAGUAAGAGAACUGCUUGAGGAGUUUGUGAGGGUUGGUAAGAAGGGUAGGGUGCAUGGCGCUUUGCUGGAGAUGGCAAGGGUGUAG
Messenger RNA from Thermochaetoides thermophila DSM 1495, 4728 nucleotides. RefSeq lists its product as uncharacterized. Lineage: Eukaryota; Fungi; Ascomycota; Sordariomycetes; Sordariales; Chaetomiaceae. Gene Ontology annotation, biological process: tRNA methylation. Bases 1 to 4728 code for a protein of 1575 amino acids. The transcript has 7 exons. Gene Ontology annotation, cellular component: cytosol. The record is from RefSeq and is a predicted model, not a curated record.